AUGGCAGCAAAAUCUGACGGCCGGGGGCUCGCCACCGGCUUCGCCCAGCUGCACAACCUGGACGAGGCGGUGGGGGGCGGCUGCGGUGAGGACUACCCGCGGGAGGGCAGCUCGCUGCACAUCUGCCACUGCUGCAACACGUCCUCGUGCUACUGGGGCUGCCGGAGCGCGUGCCUGCACUACCUGCUGGGCAGGGGGAGGGAAGAUGCCCAGGAAGGUGCCCGGCCGGCACGAGAGGAGCAGCGCCUCUGGCUCGACUGCCUGUGGAUCGUCCUGGCGUUGCUCGUCUUUUUCUGGGACGUUGGCACCGACCUGUGGCUUGCGGCAGAUUAUUAUGUCAAGCGGGACUACCUCUGGUUCGGACUCACGCUUUUCUUCGUGCUGGUGCCAUCCGUCCUGGUACAGAUCCUGAGUUUCAGGUGGUUCGCGCAGGAUUAUACAGGAGGGGGAUUGGGCACGGUGGAAGGGCUCAGCAGCAGGAGAUCCACCGCGGGUUUGACCGGGCGCAGACGCGGCAGGUGCUGCCGCAUCUCAGUCUGGGUCUGGCAGACUGUUAUUCACAUCCUGCAGAUGGGACAAGUGUGGAGGUAUAUCCGGACCAUGUAUCUCGGCAUACAGAGCCGCCGGCAAAAGGAAAAUCAACGACGUUUCUAUUGGGCCAUGAUGUACGAGUAUGCUGAUGUAAACAUGCUUCGACUCCUGGAGACCUUUCUGGAAAGCGCCCCACAGUUAGUGCUCCAGCUCUGCAUAAUGAUCCAGAAGAACCGCGCUGAGACACUGCAGUGCAUAUCCGCUGUUGCCUCCCUCUUGUCUCUUUCCUGGGUGCUGGCGUCCUACCAUAAGCUACUCCGCGACUCUCGCGAUGACAAAAAGAGCAUGAGCUACCGGGGAGCACUGGUGCAUCUUCUCUGGCGCUUCUUCACUAUUUCCUCACGGGCGCUGUCUUUCGCCCUCUUUGCCUCGGUUUUCCACCUCUACUUUGGUAUUUUCGUGGUGCUGCACUGGUGUGCCAUGGCCUUCUGGGUGAUUCAUGGUGGCACUGAUUUUUGCAUGUCCAAGUGGGAGGAGGUGCUCUUCAACAUGCUGGUUGGCGUAGUCUAUGUCUUCUGUUGGUUCAACGUAAAGGGGGGCAGGACACGAUAUAGAAUGGUGGCUUAUUACUCACUGGUGUUGGUGGAGAACACCAUCCUGACUGCCCUGUGGUACGCCUAUAGGGACCCGAUCACUACCGAUUCAUACGCCGCAUCUGUGCUCUGUGGAGUCUUCCUGUGCUUUGCAUCAGGAGUGGCCUGCAUGGUCCUCUACUAUGGUGUUUUGCAUCCAAUGGGCCCCAGGUUGAGGGUCCUGGCCAGUUCCUGCUGUGCUGAGCUCCUCUGGGGUCUCCCUUUGCCCCCAGAGGCUGAGCCCAUGGCCACAACUCCAGGGCCUCGGGGCUCUCAGGCAACCCCAACUCGGGGUGUGGUAUCUGGAGAAUACGAAGAAGCUGAGGAGGCUGCCACAGACACCUGCCUGCCCGUGUUCCAGGUGAGAUCUACGCAAGCGACUGAUGCAGUAGGCAGGCCUAUUCUGCCUGAAGGGCCCCUGAUUAAGAUUGACAUGCCCAGAAAGCGCUACCCAGCCUGGGAUGCGCACUUUGUGGACCGACGUUUGCGGCGGACCAUAAAUAUCCUCCAAUACAUCACUCCCAAUGCAGUGGGCAUCAGGUACAGGGAUGGACCUCUCCUCUAUGAGCUCCUUCAGUACGAGUCCUCCCUAUAA
Molecule: messenger RNA, 1758 nt
Organism: Trichomycterus rosablanca
Lineage: Eukaryota; Metazoa; Chordata; Actinopteri; Siluriformes; Trichomycteridae
Gene: xkr6b
Product: XK, Kell blood group complex subunit-related family, member 6b
Exons: 3
Coding region: 1-1758 (585 amino acids)
Biological process (GO): apoptotic process involved in development; phosphatidylserine exposure on apoptotic cell surface; engulfment of apoptotic cell
Cellular component (GO): plasma membrane
Source: RefSeq, a predicted model, not a curated record